AUGUUCAGUUCAGGUCCAAACUAUACUAAAUUGAAGACAAAUUUGCGCUUGGCUGUCAACCGACUAAAGUUGCUCGAGAAAAAGAAAACGGAACUGGCGCAGAAAAUGCGCAAGGAAAUCGCGGAUUACAUCAGUCAGAACAAAGAAGAUAGGGCUCGAAUCAGAGUUGAACAUAUAAUUCGCGAAGACUAUUUAGUGGAAGCGUUUGAACUGUUGGAAAUGUUGUGUGAUCUGCUGCUGGCGAGAUUUGACCUCAUCCAGCAGAUGAAAACCCUAGACGAAGGUCUCGAAGAGGCGAUCAAUACGAUACUGUGGGCUGCCCCUCGACUGCAGACUGAGGUUCCUGAAUUAAAAGUCAUAUCGGAUCAACUGACGGCAAAAUAUGGCAAGCCGUUUUCCGAAGCCUGCCGUAGUAAUCAGUUCGCGAAGGUAAAUCAGAAGCUGUUGCAAAAGCUCAGCGUUCAUACUCCAUCGAAAUUACUUGUCGAAAAGUACAUGAUCGAGAUAUCGCGAAGUCACAGCGUGCCUUUUGAACCGGAUAAACACAUUAUUCGGGAGGACGAAGUUGCUGCAGCGGAGGCAAUGCUGAUUGACUUAAAGAAUCGUGGAGAGCAGCUCAGGUACGCUCAGAGGUACGAAGGUAGUUCAUAUUCUUUGACAGAUAUCCCACCCGUUGAUCCAUUUCACAGCCUUUUAUUCAUUUCGGUUUGCAUCCAUAGUUCAUACGUUUCAAGCGACGACUGCUGA
Soboliphyme baturini is the source of this 747-nucleotide messenger RNA. Lineage: Eukaryota; Metazoa; Nematoda; Enoplea; Dioctophymatida; Soboliphymatidae. The record is from the annotation of a GenBank genome assembly.